CUGGAACUUUUGAAUACAAAAGCUGCGGGCUUGAAGUAAUUCCUCUUAAAUGUGGUACCGGUGUCCGGAGUGUCGUCGUUAGCUAACGAAGGUAAUACUGCGGAUAGCUAACGAAGGUAAUACUGCGGAUAGCUAACUAGUUCGCCACCCAGCAAUGAGCGUAGAGGGAUGCCAGCGCACGAGCCGGUAUGUUUGGGGCGUAAGCGCUCGCUGCCACCCUGUCCAAACCAUCUCUUCCUGCAGUGGCUGUCCGAGCUCAGAGAUCAGGCCAAAGAGCGCGGCCUGAAGACGCAGCACGUUUACCAGAAGGCCAUCAGCUCUCUGAAGAAGUACCCCCUUCCCUUGAAAAACGGCCGAGAGGCCAAGAUUUUGCAGAACUUUGGAGACGGGAUCUGCAAGAUCCUGGAUGAAAGGCUGGAGAAACAUUAUAAGGAGCACGGUCCGGACGUCCCAAUCCAUUCCCUCCCUUGUGGUGCGGGCCUUCGGCGAAGGUGGAGUGCUAACCUGGCUACUUCCAAGCCCCCCACCAACACUGCCAAGGACCCCUCUGGCAGGGGAGGGAGGAAGCUUAAGCGGCAACCGGGAGAUGGGGGGAAGAUGAAGCGAGAGUACGUCCCACAGAAGCGAACAGGUGGCUACGCUGUCCUACUUGCUCUUUACAGGCAUUGUCAGAUUCCAGGAAGUAAAGGCUUCAUGUCCAAGCUGGAGCUGCAGAGAGAGGCCCAGCAUCUGUGUGAUAAGUCUUUCACUGUGCCAGAUUUGGGGACUAAGUACACAGCCUGGUCCUCUGUCAGCACGCUCAUUCAGAAGGACCUGCUGAUGAAGACACACAGUCCAGCCAGGUACUCUUUGACAGAGCAGGGCCUGGCCCUCGCUGAGAGACUGGAGUCUGAGGAAAGAGGGAGCGAGGGAGGGUGGCAGGUGGAGGAGCCACCCACUGUGGACCUGACAGAGGAGGAGGAGGAGGAGGAGGAGGAGGAGGAGGACAGAGGGGACCGGCCUGUAGAGGCGUCAGCCCUUCUUGCCAGUGUGACCCAAGGAGAAAGCCUUGAGCCUGAGCUGAGAAUCUCAGGAAAGUCCCAGGCAGCAGACACAGAGAGGAGAGAGGAUGGAGGCACCAUCCUCCCAGGCUGCUAUGACAUUGUGCUGUGUGUGGACUUCAUAGAGACGACAGGGGGCAGCGCUGCACGCAAGCAGGAGCUGGUCAAGGAGCUACAGAGAAACAGCGUGACUUUUGAUAUCAGGAAGUUGAAUGUGGGGGACUUCCUGUGGGUUGCCCGUGAGAGAGUCACACCUGUUCCAGGUCAGUUGCGCCCACCCCCCAAGAAGGAGCUGGUCCUCGAUUACAUCAUUGAGAGGAAGAGGAUGGACGAUCUGUGCAGCAGCAUCAUCGAUGGACGUUUCAGAGAGCAGAAGUUCCGUCUGAAGAGGUGUGGGCUACGCAAGCCAAUCUAUCUGGUGGAGGAGUGUGGGUCAGCUGCAGCUCACCUAAGCAUACCUGAGAAUACACUGCAGCAGGCUAUAGUCAACACACAGGUUGUGGAUGGCUUCUUUGUGAAGAGAGUGCAGGAUGUGAGAGAAUCUGCUGCUUACCUGACUGUCAUGACCAGACAGCUCCAGAAACUGUACCAGAACCGAACACUGUUUUGUCGCUCGAUGGAAGAGGAUGGGGAUGGAGGGAGUGAAGGACAGUGCAGUGGGAGGGAGAGAGAGGUUCCUUUUUGCUGUCUGCUGUCCUUUGCAGAGUUCAACCAAGGAGCAGUCAAAAAUAAGUGCCAGACGGUGAGGGAAGUGUUUGCCAGGCAGCUCAUGCAGAUCAGUGGGAUCUCAGGAGACAAAGCAGCUGCCAUUCUAGAGCACUACAGAACAGUGAGCAGUCUGCUUCAGGCCUAUCAACAGUGCUGCAGUGAGGGAGACAGGGAGAAGCUCCUCUCCUCCAUCAGAUAUGGGAAAUUGAAAAGGAAUAUUGGGCCAUCCUUGAGCCGCACCAUCUACCAGCUGUACUGGCUCUGUACUGGCCCGUUGUCAUAGAUGCACAUACAGACACUCUCCAGAUCUUUCUUGAAUGUGCACAUUGCAUAAAAACAUAAGGACACUCACCCCCCUUCCCACACAUAUUAAUGUUGCCAUAUUGCACAAAUGA
This is a messenger RNA of Megalops cyprinoides (Indo-Pacific tarpon), 2143 nucleotides long. RefSeq names its product MUS81 structure-specific endonuclease subunit (gene mus81). The coding region runs from base 169 to 2031 and encodes 620 amino acids. The record is from RefSeq and is a predicted model, not a curated record. NCBI's taxonomy places the organism in Eukaryota, Metazoa, Chordata, Actinopteri, Elopiformes, Megalopidae. Gene Ontology annotation, cellular component: Holliday junction resolvase complex; nucleus. The transcript has 18 exons. Gene Ontology annotation, biological process: resolution of meiotic recombination intermediates; mitotic intra-S DNA damage checkpoint signaling; double-strand break repair via break-induced replication. Gene Ontology annotation, molecular function: crossover junction DNA endonuclease activity; 3'-flap endonuclease activity; DNA binding.